GUGGUUUCAUCCGGCAGCUUCCUGCUUUCUGAGUUCAUAACGGAGAUCCUGAUCUCCGCAGACAAAAGAAACGAGAAUCCGACUACUGAUCAUUUCUCUAAUCAGUUACCAGUCUGUUAUCAUUCCUACAGCCUGAUCGGACCAGUUAGAAUUAUCAUUAUUAUCUGAUCUGACGCAGGACUCGCUGAAGAGCUGGAUCGAACAUCUCUAGCCAUCAUCUGUAGCAGGUUCAGUCACUGAGAUCCACACAAGACGCUGGGAUGAGUGCUGCGAGAACAGAAGAUGCUGCUGCUAACGGAGGAGGAGGAGUGUGUCCGGAGGGAGGCGUCACCGUCCUCAGGCCUACAGAUCUCUCAGAGAUGUUGGCGGCAGGAACCAAAGAAGUUCACGAGAAGGCCGAAAACACAGAGUUCGUCAAAGACUUCCUGAAGGGACGCAUCCGCAAAGAGCUCUUUAAGCUCGGUCACGUGGCUCUAUACUUCACGUACUCGGCUAUAGAAGAGGAGAUGGAGAGAAACAAGGAGCAUCCUGAUUUGGCGGCGCUCUACUUCCCUCAUGAGCUGCACCGGCGGGACGCUCUGGCUCGGGACCUGCAGUACUUCUACGGCGAGGACUGGCAGGACCAGAUCAGCAUCUCUCCCGCCACUCAGCGCUACGUGGAGCGUAUCCAUCAGAUGGGCCGGGACCAGCCCGCGCUCCUGGUGGCUCACGCUUACACCCGCUACAUGGGGGACCUCUCAGGCGGCCAGGUGCUGAGGAAGGUGGCCCAGCGCGCCAUGAAGCUGCCGCCCACAGGAGAAGGCCUGAACUUCUACCAGUUUGACGGCAUCCACAGCGCCAAGGCCUUCAAACAGCUGUACCGCAGCCGGAUGAACGAGCUGGAGCUGGACUCGCUCACCAAGCAGAAGAUCGUGGACGAAGCCGUCCUGGCCUUCCAGUUCAACAUGGAGAUUUUCGGAGAACUAGAGGAGGUUGGAAAAACCCUUCAGGACGAUGUUUUGGAUGCGGCUCCUGUUCAUGGGGCUCAUGGCGAGAUGCAAGGAGACCUCAGCCAGUGUCCGUAUUAUGCGGCCAAAAUGGCUGCCAGCGGUGGGUCGUCAUACAUCUGUCAUCUGGCCAUGACUGUGCUUAAACAUCCCUCCGGUCAAGUCAUAUUGGCUGCCUGGAUCGCUGCUCUCGCCGGAUUGGCUGCGUGGUACCUCAUGUGAUCCAAUGAGAGGAGAGAGGGCUCAGAUAAUAGAUGAGAACAUGGUUUGUUCUGCUUUAAAGUUGUGAGGCAUUCCAAUGCAUUUCCCUCUUAGUGCAUCCCAUUUGCCCCCUCAUUCUUGGGUAAAUGUGAUUUAAUCUUAAUGUAUGAACAUAAACUGUUUAAACGCAGGAUAGCAUAGUUUGAGCAUAGUGUUUUAUUGUGACAGAUGUUACUAUUGCACCUGUCAGUGUUGAUGAAGUUAAAGGAACAGAUCUCCCAAAAAUGAAACUUUGAUGAACAUGUUCUCAUCCUGAGGCCAUCCAAGAGGAUGAUUGUUUCUUCACGUUAACAGAUUUGCAGAAAUUCAGCUUUACAUCACUUGCUCACCAAUGGAUCCUCUGUAGUGAAUGGGUGCCGUCAGAAUGAGAGUCCAAACAGCUGAUAAAAAUUCAUCCUUUAUUGUCCUCUCACAUCAAAAUCCACCAGUAUAUUUGUUUUCGCUUGUAAACAGUGCUUGAUCUUGAGCAUAUUUCUCUCCUGAUUCAGACGAGAUGCCCUUUUCCUGGAGAAAACGAUGAUGUGGAUUAUUAUAGACUCAUAUUUUAAAGUUAAAUGAUUGAUGUGUUUCUAACAAACACACAGCUUUUUCACUUCUCAAGAUAUUAACUGAUGGACCGGAGUGGUGUUGAUUAUUUGUGAUGUUUUUAUCAGCUGUUUAGACUCUCAUUCUGACGGCACCCAUUCACUCCAGAGCAUCCGCUGCUGAACAAGUGAAGUAAUGAUACAUUUCUGCAAAUCUGUUUAUAUGAAACAAACUCAUCUACAUCUUGGAUAGCCUGAGGGUGAGUAAAUUUAAAUGUUUGGGUGAACCCCUUCAAGGCUGGAGAAGAGCUGUUGCAAUAUGCAGAGAGUAUUUUUAUAGUUUUAUCGCAGCACCAAGUCAACUUAUGGGCCGAAACAUACUCUAUACAAGUACAUGAAUGUAUACGCUUCUGGCUACGCAAGCUUGAUUUCAUAAGUCUUUGUAAUUGUUGCAUUCUCAUGCAUCACCAUAAGGGGUGCUAUAGAUGGCAUUUGUGGAAAUUGAUGACUACUACAAUCAGUUUCUCAUGUUAAGGAAAUGUUAUCACCCAUUUAAUGUUCGAUAUUG
This is a messenger RNA of Carassius carassius (crucian carp), 2339 nucleotides long. RefSeq names its product heme oxygenase 2b (gene hmox2b). The coding region runs from base 261 to 1208 and encodes 315 amino acids. The transcript has 7 exons. The record is from RefSeq and is a predicted model, not a curated record. Lineage: Eukaryota; Metazoa; Chordata; Actinopteri; Cypriniformes; Cyprinidae. Gene Ontology annotation, biological process: heme oxidation; heme catabolic process; response to oxidative stress. Gene Ontology annotation, molecular function: heme binding; heme oxygenase (decyclizing) activity.